Meloidogyne enterolobii is the source of this 825-nucleotide messenger RNA. NCBI's taxonomy places the organism in Eukaryota, Metazoa, Nematoda, Chromadorea, Rhabditida, Meloidogynidae. The record is from the annotation of a GenBank genome assembly.
GGACUUCUACAGGGACUAAUAAGUAAAAAUAACCCUUGGCUGUUUUUUGCAUUUGGAAACGAAGCUGGGAUAAUUAGGAUGUAUUUGGGAUUGAGAUACUUGGAGAGCCUUGUGGGGGCUUUAGAAGGAGGGGCUUGGGCCUUGGCCUCCAUAGGCUUGGGCCUUGUCCUAUGCCUUAUCCCCUUCAAUAGCCUCAUACCCUUUCAAUCCCUAUAUGUACAAAUGUCCGUCCUCAGUUCCAUCCAUGUGAAACUCCUUAUCCUCAGCUCUAUCAAACCGCCCCUAAUAAACCUCAAUGUUUUAAGACUCCUUCUAUCAACAACAAACAACCUCAAAAUAUCAUUACUCAAUACCCCCCGCACCAAUAACAUCACCUCCUCCCCCACCACCAACCCUAAUCCCAAUAAAACAAGACUUGACUAACUACAAUUUAGCAACAGAACAACCCUUAUUUAAGCCUAUAAAGGAGGAGCAAAAUAAAGCAUUUGGACAAAUACAGAUAAAUAAAAUAUCAUCAUUACCAGCCUCCUCCCCUUCAAUAGCCUCAUCCCCCUCAAUACCUAUACAAAUGUUUCCGCCUAGCUACGAAAAGGAAGAACAAAUAAAAUUUCAGAAAAAAGGCCCAAUUCAACUGGCUACAUUUUUUGGUUAUGGAAUAGGGGGGAAUUAUGGGAGGAAUGGAAAUAAUAAUGAAAAUAUACCAAAUAAAAUUACUAAAUUUGGAAGAGAAGAAGAAGGCAAUAAUGAUGAAUUUAUUGAUGUUACUAAUAAUGAAAAGAUUGAUGAGAAAGAAGGAGCUGUUCUGGUUUAGAUAAAUUAUGUGAA